AUGAUCACCAAAAUUUUGUUCAUUGGUUUGCUUUUUCAAGCUACUUUCCAAGCUUCAAAAAGUGCUGGUGAAAAUUCAAAAGAGCAGAAUAAUUCUUGCGUCAAAUCGAGAGAACAAUGUCACAAUCGUAACAAUAUUUGUUGCGAUCCAAACGAAAAAUGCGAACUUAUCGGAUGGCGUUUAGAGAAAGCUCCAUACGUCUGUAAAAUUCCAACAAAACUCGGAACCACUUUGGGAGAAUAUUGUUGGGAAAAUAACGAUUGCAUGGACAUACUACACAUGGAAUGCUCUAAAAACUAUACCUGUGUGUGCAAACCAAAUCAUAUUUCGAAAAAUAAUGCAAUAUGUGUAUCACUUUUAAACGAAUUUUGCUCAAGCGAUCAUGACUGCGGAAAUUUGAUGCAUGUCACCUGUACAGAGAAUAAAUGUGCCUGUAGACCACAUCACCGUCUUGUUCAGAACACUACAUGCUCAUCACUUUUAGGUGGAUUUUGUGAAAGCAAUAAAGAAUGUGAAGUGAGCAAUUCUAUCUGCUAA
Molecule: messenger RNA, 537 nt
Organism: Cotesia congregata
Lineage: Eukaryota; Metazoa; Arthropoda; Insecta; Hymenoptera; Braconidae
Source: the annotation of a GenBank genome assembly